CUGGAGUGAUGAUGAAGUUGACCGUCGUGCGAUUUGACUGUCUGGAACCUGCCAUUGCAAGUCUCAAAGCUGAGGCUGCAUGACAAACAUGAAAUCAAGCUUUAGCCGAGUUAUGGAAUCGUUUCGGUAAGUCCAUCACGUUCACGCUGGUCACCUGGUCAUGAACCACGUGAUUGUUGUCGAGAAGAAACCGAAACGACGGAGAUGUGAUGAUGUCGGAGGCCACAGACCGCUGAUUCCAGCUAGCACCUGUUAGCAUACCACGACGUUAUGUCGAACAUACAGGAGAGCGGGGACGCUGGAGAAGAUGUUAAAGAAGAGACCGACCUAAACGAGCUGCGUUGACACGCAGCAUCUGUCAGGAUGGCCGAGCGGUCUAAGGCGCUGCGUUCAGGUCGCAGUCUCCCCUGGAGGCGUGGGUUCGAAUCCCACUUCUGACAAUACCCUUUUGAGAGGCGCCCUGCUGCACAGAAGUCUGAUGAAGAGAGUGGUUUAUCAUCUGAAGAUGACGGAGACAUUCAGUGUGAGAUCCUGGAGAAACAGAGGGAUGAAGCCAAUCAGAGACUCUCUGAGUUAGAGGAAGUGUCCAAUCAGCUCCUGAAGGAGAUGAACGUUCUGGAGUUCCAGUUCCAGAUCGAGCGCUCCUGCAGAGAGAGCGCCGAGGCUCUGGCUGUCAAAGUGACUAAAGAGAACAAAGUCCUCAUGAGGAGGAGCCAGAUGCUGAUGCCACUUAUCCCCGAGCUGCCUGAAACCUUGUCUGCUGUGACCUUUGACCCAGAGACUGACUCCACAGUCCACAGUGAUGAGGUUGAUGUUGGUGGGGAAGGCAGUGAGGAGACCCUGCUGCUGGAGAGUCAGGCUAAGAUUGCAGAGCUGCAGGCAUCAGUAGACGGGCUCCUUGCUGAGAAGCUGAAGCUGGAACAACAAGUGGAAGAUCUGACCAAAGAGCAGGUCCUCUUCCGAGAGCAGGUGGCUCUGGAGAUGGAGGAGAAAGAGGCCAUACUGAGGAGGAUGAACAAACAAAGCAAGACCAUGAAUAAAAUCAAAAGAGUUUCCCAGCUUGUCACCGAGGAGUUCACAGAGAUGUCUCAGAAGCUGGAGCUGGAGCAGGGCCUGCGGGCGCACGCUGAAGUCUUCGCCCACCAGAUGUUUGUGCAGCAGAAGGAGGAUCACACGCCGAAUGUGAUGGCGAUGCCGAGCCCAGAGACCGGCCUGCAGCUGCAUCAGGCGCUGGAGCAAAUCUCCACCAUUAGCUCCGCCCUGACUGACAUACAGCGCUGUUACCAUGACCAGGUGAAACUGAGUCAGAGCUCAUCAGAGGAGAAGGGUGACGUCUCUGAGCUACAGGAGCUGAAAGACAGGCUGGAGAGGAGAGAGGAGGAGAGGAAGGCCUUAGAAACUCAGCUGUCUGAGGCCAAAGACUCUGUCACACAGCUCCAGGAGGAAGUCAAACAUUUACAAGAGAAGCUGGACAGAGAUGAUAAAACUGAGGAACCAGGAGUAAAAUCAAUUCCUGCUCCACCUCCUCCUCCUCCACCACCGCCCCCUCCUCCUCCUCCUCCUCCUCCUCUUCCACCUCCCAGCACUGUCACCAAUUCACUUGAUUUCCUGAGAAGUCGAAGAAAAGAUGGAGCCAGUAAAACUGAUCCAAACAAAUCGGCUCCUUCGGUGGACAUGAAGGCGAGAGCAGUGGAUGAAAUGAUGGACAGAAUAAAGAAAGGAGUCGUCCUGAGGCCCAUGAAGAAAACACAGGAUGAUGACAGCUCGUGGAAGGACCAGAAGACUGAAAACAGAAAAUCGGCUAUUCUGGAACUGAGAGGAAUGCUGGACAACAUUAAACGUCAGCCGCAACGCAGAGUGCCGUCCAGGAGAGGGGAUGGGAGAUAUGUUGCGGAGGCAGAGCUGCUGCAGGUGCUCCAGAGGAGGAGGAAGGCGAUCGGAGAGAACAGAGACCCAGCAUCCUCAACACAAACACAGGACCCUCAAUCAGGUCCACAGAGUGUCCCAGCAGCCGGAGAUGUUCCCUGGACAGGUGACAUCGGCAGCGCCCCUGUGCUCCGGAGGCUGAGACAGAACAGAGAGAAGAGAGACUCUCGUAUCAGAGCAUCAGCCCUGAUAAUGGGCCAGGAAAACUGAAGAAGAAAUACAAAAUUUAAGCACUGCUAUUUUCUAAUUCUGUAUCCGUUUGAUGAAUUUGAUAAAUAAACUUCACCUGCAAAACUU
Molecule: messenger RNA, 2223 nt
Organism: Notolabrus celidotus (New Zealand spotty)
Lineage: Eukaryota; Metazoa; Chordata; Actinopteri; Labriformes; Labridae
Gene: shtn2
Product: shootin 2
Exons: 18
Coding region: 607-2136 (509 amino acids)
Source: RefSeq, a predicted model, not a curated record